GCGACCAAAAAUCCCUGUAAGAAAGGAAUAAUGUCCAGGUACAUCCUCCCUUCACGUCUCACCAGCAUCUGCCUUGUUCUAUGAACCCCAAUCUCCCCCCUUAAAAUCUCCAUUUUCCUCACUCUUAGGGUUUCGGUGCUUCUACUUCAUCAAAUUCUUCUAUGGAAAUUUCAUCCUUGGUUUUUUCAAUCAUUGAUUAUAAUUCCUCCCAAAAACUUUGUCAUUUUUGUUUCAAUUGGUGUUGUUGUUAUUGUUGAUUUUGCUAGGGUUAAUUUGAUUUUGCUUUGGUUGUCUUUUAAAUUGUUGUUGUGAUUGAUUAUGGAUUUGUCGCACCCGCAAUCGAAUCUCUCUCUUGGAUUUCUCUCGCACGUAUCGGCUCCUGCUUCGUCAAUACCCGCGAAUUCGAACCCUAAUCGAAUAUUAAUCAACGACGAUUCGAUUUCAUUUCAGAUUGAUUCAAGGUUGCGCGAGUCGUCGAUUCCGAUGCCAUCGAUUCCGCUGCAAUUGCUGGAAUCACAGGCAGUGCAGAAUUGUAGAAAGAUCGAGAAUGGGUGUGUUGGGGAGAGAGAGAGAGUCGCCGUGGUGGAGCCUAAGAGGGAUGUUGGAGAGGAUGCUGAGGAGAGAGAAGAAGAGAAUCGUGGGGAGGACGAGGAUGAGGAGGUGGAGGAAUUUCGUAUUCUAGGUCAUUCUAUGUGCUUGAAACGUCGCCGAGAUAGGGAGGAUUCGGUGUCUUCUUCUACAGCUUUGGCAAAACGGGUAUUUUUCGAUUCGAGUAUGGAAGCGCGUAAGGGUGCAGUCAGAGCAUGGGGCAAUCAGCCGUUGCGAUUGGCCGACCCUGAAAUUUUUAAUAUUAUGGAUAAAGAAAAACUGAGGCAAUGCAAAGGAAUUGAGUUGAUUGCGUCGGAGAAUUUCGUUUGCAGAGCUGUGAUGGAAGCAUUAGGAAGUUCCUUAACAAAUAAGUAUUCGGAAGGAAUGCCUGGGCAGAGAUACUAUGGAGGAAAUCAGUACAUAGAUGAAAUUGAACUUCUAUGUUGUGACAGAGCAUUGGCGGCGUUUGGUCUCAGUUCAGAAAGCUGGGGUGUAAAUGUUCAGCCAUAUUCUUGUACAUCCGCAAAUUUUGCAGUUUAUACCGGGCUUUUGUUGCCCGGGGAUCGGAUCAUGGGAUUGGACACCCUUUCUGGAGGGAAUAGUAGUCAUGGCCAUUAUACUCCCAGUGGAAGAAAGGUGUCUGGGGCCUCAAUUUUCUUUGAGAGCUUGCCUUACAAGGUGAAUCCCCAAACUGGGUAUGUAGAUUAUGAUAAGCUUGAGGAGAAGGCGCUCGAUUUCCGUCCUAAAAUACUGAUUUGUGGUGGUAGUUCUUAUCCUCGUGAAUGGGACUAUGCAAGGUUGAGGCAGAUUGCUGACAAGUGUGGUGCUAUUUUGAUGUGUGAUAUGGCUCAAAUUAGUGGUCUUAUUGCUGCUAAGGAAUGUGUCAGUCCUUUUGAUUAUUGUGAUAUUGUUACCUCUACAACUCAUAAGAGUUUGCGAGGUCCUAGAGGAGGUAUAAUAUUUUUUAGGAAGGGCAAGAAACCAAGGAAGAGAAGCUCAUUGAAUCCAUCUGAAGAUAAUGAGCAAUAUGACUUUGAGGAUAAGAUAAAUUUUGCUGUUUUCCCUAUAUUACAGGGUGGUCCUCACAACAACCACAUUGCUGCUCUUGCUAUAGCUUUGAAACAAGUUGCUAGCCCUGAGUAUAAGGCAUACAUGCAACAAGUUAAGAGAAAUGCACAGGCCUUGGCAUCAGCUUUACUCCGAAGAAAAUGUAAGCUACUAACAGGGGGCACUGACAACCACUUGCUACUCUGGGAUCUAAGGCCUCUUGGAUUGACAGGUAAGAAUUUCGAGAAGGUUUGUGAAUCAUGUCAUAUUACUCUGAAUAAAGUUGCUUUGAUUGGUGACAAUGGUGCCAUAACACCUGGUGGUGUAAGGAUUGGCACACCUGCAAUGACAACAAGGGGCUGCCUGGAAUCUGAUUUUGAGGUGAUUGCAGACUUUCUAAUUCGAGCGGCUCAAAUCACGAGUAUAAUGCAGAGAGAACAUGGAAAAGUAGCAAAAUGCUUCAUAAAAGGUUUACAAAGCAAUAAGGACAUUAUUGACUUGCGAAACCGUAUAGAAGCUUUUGCUUCUCAAUUUGCUAUGCCAGGAUUUGAUGUAUAGUUUACAGCUGAUGAAUGAUGGAAGGAUGUAAUCGUGCAUCAGCCAUUAUAUCUCAUUUAGAAGCAGUGUCAGGUCAUCAUUUGCAUAGUUCACCCCUUUUUCUCCUGCCACCUUCUCCUUUGUCAAACUCACAGGGUGGGAUGGUUCUCUCACGUUCCUGCUUCUGGACAAAGUGCUGUUCGUCUCAGUCAUGUUUACACAGCUGAUCCUUGGUAUGUUUAGACUUGAUCAUUCUUUACGGGCAGUAAUAGAAUGUUUCCUGCCUUUUUCUGGAGUUGGACCUGCUAUAGCAACUCUACUUCUCAACCUUUAGGUCUACGAGUGAACAAGGAGCUUUUGCUCUUUUUUUUCCGGACUCUUUUAAUGUGUUUGACCAUGUUAUUUAUGUACAGUCAAGAUUAGCUUAUGACUUGUUAUUAUACUAUUUGGGGUAUAGCAAUGGUAGUGAUGAUUUUGAGGUUUGUACGCACGAGUUUAUUUUUCUUUUACCAAUUGUAUAGUCGGAAGGGAAAUCUGUUGAUAAACAUGGGAUUGACUAUCAAGUAGCUAUUUGUAAUAAGAUCUAAUAAAAUGCGCCAUAAAAAUGGGAUUUUUUGUCA
Spinacia oleracea (spinach) is the source of this 2792-nucleotide messenger RNA. RefSeq names its product serine hydroxymethyltransferase 7. Gene Ontology annotation, molecular function: glycine hydroxymethyltransferase activity; pyridoxal phosphate binding. Gene Ontology annotation, biological process: tetrahydrofolate interconversion. The transcript is spliced from 4 exons. Gene Ontology annotation, cellular component: cytoplasm; mitochondrion. NCBI's taxonomy places the organism in Eukaryota, Viridiplantae, Streptophyta, Magnoliopsida, Caryophyllales, Amaranthaceae. The coding region runs from base 319 to 2193 and encodes 624 amino acids. The record is from RefSeq and is a predicted model, not a curated record.